UGGCGGGAGCUGCGCCGCGGUUGUUGCGGGUUCCAUCUUAGUGGGAGUGUAUUCUGCUGAUAAAGAUGCUGAAGUUUAAAUAUGCAACACCACAUCCUGUGGAACUGGGCACAGUGGAACCUAUUGCCAGCCGUGCUUCUCGACUUAACCUGCUUCUUCAGGGGAAGUUAUCAUCUCUUGCACAACAGCAGAUGUCUCCGUUCUCAAGAGAAGGCAUUCUGGACUCCCUUAUGGUGCUUUAUGAGGAAUGCAACAAUCCUCUUCUAAUGAAAAUGAAGCACGUGGGCAAUUUUAUUAAAAAGCAUUCAGAUUCGAUAGCAGAGUUCCGGGAACUUCAGCCCAGCUUGAAAGAUUUUGAAGUCCGGAGUCUGGUAGGAUGUGGUCAUUUUGCGGAAGUCCAGGUUGUGAAAGAAAAGGCAACCAGUGACAUUUAUGCUAUGAAGGUGAUGAGCAAGGAGACUCUGUUGGCAAAAGAUCAG
This is a messenger RNA of Python bivittatus (Burmese python), 479 nucleotides long. NCBI's taxonomy places the organism in Eukaryota, Metazoa, Chordata, Lepidosauria, Squamata, Pythonidae. The record is from RefSeq and is a predicted model, not a curated record.